UCGCCCACAGGUGGCUUUGUGCUGCACCUGGAGACAGACUGCCUCCUCUCGGCCGACGGGCAGCUCCUCGAGCCCAUCUGGACGCUCCUCUUCAACAAGAUGCCCUUGACCUGCUUCGACUUCCGGAACGGGACGUUUGUGCCCUGCGUCCUGGGGGCCUCCUACCCCUGGAACUAUACCGGGGUGCCCGUCGCCCAGUGGCUCAUGGAAACCUACCCACAGCUGCCAGUAGAAGCCGCCCAGAAUUGCCAGCAGCAGGGCCAGGCGCUCUGGGCACAGACGGGGGACAGGCAGACUCCACCAAAGGUCCUAAUUUCCCCGGUGACCCCUCGGAACACUCCGUAUCCCAUCAUGCUGGCCUGCCUGGCCUGGGGCUUUUACCCGGGGGACGUCAACCUCACCUGGCUCUGGAACGGGCAGCCCGUCCGGGACCACCUGGACCCCGUGCAGGUCACCAGCAACGGAGACUGGACCUUCCAGGCGCGGCUGACGCUGCCGGUCGACCCCGAGAAAGGGGGCAGCUACACCUGCGCCGUGCAGCACUCCAGCCUCCCUGCGCCCCUCACGGCCGAAUGGGCCCCAGGCCUCCCCACGGAGCUCUGCAUCAAGAUUGGGGUCUCUGUCGCCGCGAUGGCGGUGGGGACGGCGUUCCUGCUGGCCGGCUUGCUCCUCUGGAAGCGCUCCAGCCGCCAAGGAUACUCGCUCCUGGAAGGCGAGAGCUACCCACGUGAAG
Molecule: messenger RNA, 733 nt
Organism: Pseudonaja textilis
Lineage: Eukaryota; Metazoa; Chordata; Lepidosauria; Squamata; Elapidae
Source: RefSeq, a predicted model, not a curated record